UCCGGUCGCCCGCGCAGAACCAGCUCCCCAAGCCGCCCGGGCGGCGGGCAAGGGGCGGGCGGGCAAGGGGCGAGCGGGCUUAGGCGAGCCCGAGGAGGCGCAGGCCUGGCCCGGGCCCCGCGGGUCAGUGUGAAGGUCUGUGAGGCUGUUGUUACCAGCACUGUGCUGGGCUACAAAAAAGGAGAGGAGCCUGUCCAGAAUCCCCGCAGGACAGGAGAAGGAGGGAACAUCUCAACAUGGAAAAACUCUGCAAUGAAAAUGAAGGAAAGCCUGAGAACCAUGGAAAGAUGGAAGAGGAAGAAGAGCCACUGGAUGCGGGAAAGCCAGGAGUAGCUUGUGCCGUGGCAGACAAGGAAAAGUUAGAAAACAAGGGAAGGACAGAUCACAGGGGAAAGCCAGAAGAUGAGGAAGUUCUAAAGGAUAAGGAAAAGCCAGAGAGUGAGGCAAAGCCCAAAGAAGGAAAGCCAGAGAGCCAGGGAAAGCCAGUGGGCGAGGGCAAACCAAAAGAAGGAAAAGCAGAGAGUGAGGCAAAGCCAGAGAGCCAGGGAAAGCCAGUGAGUGAGGGCAAGCCCAAAGAAGAAAAGCCAGCCAGCGAGCCAAGGGCUGCAGGAAAGCGCCCAGCUGGGGAUGAUAUACCCAGGAAGGCCAAAAGAAAAACCAACAAGGGGCUGGCUCAGUGUCUCAAGGAAUACAAGGAGGCCAUACACGAUAUGCAUUUGAGCAAUGAGGAGAUGAUAAGAGAAUUUGACGAGAUGGCCAGAGUGGAGGAUGAGGUGAAGAAAACCAGACAGAAACUGGGGGGGUUUAUGUGGAUGCAAAAAAGUUUACAGGACCCCUUCCACCCCAGGGGCCCAAGGGAACUCAGGGGUGGCUGCAGGGCCCCACAGAGGGGUUUUGAAGACAUUCCUUUUGUGUAGUGCCCUGGCAGGUCUUUAUUAGGCCUUGUGCUUUAAGGUUUUGCUGAUACUUUGCUCGAGGUGUCACUCUUGUUAUCAACAAUGUUUUUACCCAUAGGGGAUUUUCCCCCAUGUGCAUUACAAAGACGUUAUGAUUUUUGGAAAAAUAAAGCAGCUUAUGAUAUCA
Messenger RNA from Phacochoerus africanus (Common warthog), 1083 nucleotides. It is a transcript of the gene TCEAL2, whose product is annotated as transcription elongation factor A like 2. Bases 237 to 917 code for a protein of 226 amino acids. Lineage: Eukaryota; Metazoa; Chordata; Mammalia; Artiodactyla; Suidae. The record is from RefSeq and is a predicted model, not a curated record. The transcript has 3 exons.